AUGAUCAAAUCUAAUACUACUACUCCAUAUAAAAGUGAAAGACAAAAAGAAAUAGUCAAAGGAGUUAUUGAAUGGAUUCUUCUGGAUAAUGAACCUUUAUCAGCACCAAGAAAAAAGGGAGUUAUGGAAAGGGAUAAAUUACCAUAUUCUAGCUCAGUUCAUGCUGAAACUUAUGUUGAAGUUUACCUUAAAGAUGAGGAGGUUGGUGAAAUUGAUGAUGGAAGUAAUACAGAAUCAGAAAAACAAUUAAAUAUAAAUACUACACCUAAACCCCUUCGUCCAAUUAAAGACUAUGACAGAAAAGAUGGGCAAAAACUUAAACGAUACUUGCCUAAUGAAGAUGAAUGGAAAUUAAUCGAAGAAUUAGUUAAAACUUUUGAACAAUUUGAUCAUGCAAUGGAAACAUUUAGUGCUGAAAAGUAUCCUACAUUAUCAGUCGUAUAUCUUAUCAUUGAACUCUUGAAAUUCCAAUUCGUGGUAGAUCCAAACCUUCCCUUAGUUAAUGAUGUUUAUGAUCUAGAUAAUGAAUAUGAGUCAAAUAUAGACAGUGAUAGCGAAGAUGAAGAGAAUUAUACUCAAGAUACACUUAACAUUCAAUCAACAAUUGCUCAAGUUAAGCUCAAGAAAAUGCACCCUUGGUCUGAAGAGCUAUGGAAAGAAACAAUUAGAAUAUGCCAUAAAGAAUUAAACAAUAUUAUUGACGAAACACCCACACAAUCAACACCUUCCAAU
This is a messenger RNA of Cetraspora pellucida, 732 nucleotides long. The record is from the annotation of a GenBank genome assembly. NCBI's taxonomy places the organism in Eukaryota, Fungi, Glomeromycota, Glomeromycetes, Diversisporales, Gigasporaceae.